This is a messenger RNA of Endocarpon pusillum Z07020, 1923 nucleotides long. RefSeq lists its product as uncharacterized. Lineage: Eukaryota; Fungi; Ascomycota; Eurotiomycetes; Verrucariales; Verrucariaceae. The transcript has 6 exons. The record is from RefSeq and is a predicted model, not a curated record. The coding region runs from base 1 to 1923 and encodes 640 amino acids.
AUGUUUAGAAAACUUCCAGGGAAAGCCUCGCCAGCCACUGCGACAUCGCAGGAUGUUAACUCACAUCCAGUUGGCUGCAAAGUGAUCCAUGAACCAGCUACGUUGCAUGCACGUGCAGACAUUGUUCUUGUCCACGGAUUACGGGGACAUCAAAAUCGGACCUGGACAACGGGCGGGAUUUUCUGGCCUAAGGACCUUCUGCCCGAAGACUUAUCAGAUGUCCGCAUAAUAUCAUUCGGAUGUGAUGCCAAUGUCACCAACUUUCUUCAACCUACAUCGAUAAAUAACAUUCACUACCAUGCAAAGGCAUUACUCGAGGGUCUACUACUUUACCGAGAAAAUUGUAGUGAGCGGUCAAUUAUCUUCAUCUGCCACUCGCUUGGUGGGAUAAUUUGUAAAGAUGCUUUGGACUACUCAAAGCAGAAUGUUGGUUUCCAGCCUUCACUGGCUGGGAUCUACCCUCGUGUGCAGGGUAUCAUCUUCCUUGGAACGCCACAUCGAGGAAGCACAGUAGCAUCUCUUGCUGUUUCUGCGUCUCGAAUAGCUCGAGCAGCUCUACUGGACGUGAAUGAAGCAGUUCCAAAGGCCAUUGUGUUGAAUUCGGAAAUUCUAGAGCGUAUAUGCGAAGCAUUCGCACGCAUGCUUGCUACCAGGACAUUGAAGGUUCAUUCGUAUUUCGAGGGACUACCAACCUCAAAGCUGGGAAUAGUUGUGGACCGUAACUCCGCUAUCAUUGGGGAUGCGUUCGAGAAGAAAAGCACAAUCUACGCUACUCACCAAGACAUGUGCCGCUUUUCGGGAGCAGAAUCUGAUGGUUAUCGCAAAAUUUUGGCUUCUCUUCGCGAGAUUAUAACGACCGUGGGACCAGGCAACGAAGAGGUUAAAGACAAUCUUCAUAAGCAAAACAGUUUGGUGAAGACUAGCCCGAUUCAUUCCGGGUUCAGUCAACUAUCUACAGAAACGCAAUCUUUGCCAACAUCUCACGCGUUAGGAAUCAGCGGUGUAACUGGCGACUUGCUUUUGACAACCGAAAGCAAUCAAAAUGUUCCGCAAACUCGCUGGUCCACUGAAAGGGCACCAUAUGGCCCUGUCUCCGAAAAGAAGCAUCCAAGGAAAAUACAUGCGAUUUUGCGCGAUAAAGAUGGAGAUCACAUGCUGUCCGUUCUAUUUGAGGAUCGUUGCCUCAACAUCCGCUUCCACAGAACCGUCCGACUGCCAGAUGACGAUAAAGACUACAAUCUACCUGCCAGUCUUGGGACAUUUCCUCUUUUCAAUAUUUCCAAAUUUACCAGUACCAUGUCCCAAGACGUUAUCGAGAAGGGGGGCUUUUUCCUACCAAUGUACCAUAAGUAUGAUAUGGAAGGUUUUCGAAUCAAAAAGGAAGCUAUGUGGAUAUCUUUCCAAGAAAGCAAUGUAUGGAAACAUACAUCACGAACAGUUCCUUUCGCAAUAAGAAUAUAUGCCGGUGGCGUGAACGUGGUAUCUGGAGAGCCAAUGCGACCAAACAUGUCAACUUUUCUCAAGUCAAGAAAUGGCGUGGCUCGAAAACAAGACUAUAUAGUCCAUCCAGAACAGCGCUGGAUCGAUGGAGCAGCAAUCAGUCCGGGAAUCGUCCGACAAUUUGUGGCAGUACCCUAUGGUUCGGGUCACUCGAUCGAAAAGCAGGUGACUGGCUUCGAGUGUGUUGGUGGUUUGCAGAUUGAGAUUAUUCCAGCCACUGGAGGCAUGAGGAUCUUGGUUUCAACGUUCCGAGACUUCUACAUCUACCUGCAUCCAGAUGAUACGAUUGCUACACUAGUGAAAACAAUUGCAAAACGAGAUGGCUGCCAAACUCCCUACGAAUGUAGCUUUGAAGGUAGAAGACUGGAAAAUGGUGAGAAAGGUCAUCUGAUGGUCACCUUCAACGCUAAUGAUGACCUUUGA